CACCAACCCAGUGUGAAAACAAACAUGGCCGCCGCUCCAGCAGACGAACCGCCGGUCUUCAAAAUCCUGGUGUUAGGCGACAUCGACGUCGGAAAAACAUGCUUUAUACACCGAUUCUGUGGGGGAGGAUUUCUAGAGAGCUACAUUUCAACUAUUGGCAUUGACUUUAAGGAGAAAAUGGUCAAAUUGGAUGGUGAACCAUACAAGUUGCAGAUAUGGGACACUGCAGGCCAGGAAAGAUAUCGUACCUUAACUACAGCAUACUACAGGGGAGCUACGGGAAUCUUACUGAUGUAUGACAUAACAGGGGAGACAUCUUUCAUCGACCUGGCAAAAUGGUUGAGAAAUAUUGAACAGAAUUCAUCCACAGAUGUACAGUUAUUACUGGUAGGAAACAAGUGUGACAUGGAGAACAGAGUGGUAGAGCUGGCAAGAGCACAAAAGCUUGCAGAGAGCUUUGACCUGGAGUUGAUAGAAGCCAGUGCCAAGGAAAAUAUUAAUGUGGAGGAGGCAUUUCUAGCAUUGGCAAAGAAAAUGAGUGAAUCGAGAUCACGGAAACUGUCACGAAAACACAGCGCUCGUGAUGUCAUCAGAUGGGACAAGCUCGACCAAUCAGAUGAAGAGUUGAAGAAGAGCAGUUGUAGUUGCUGAUCUUCCAUCCCAAGUGCACCUAAGCUAAUUGUCCUGCAUUUUCACCUAACACCCGGGGCAAGAGCCCUCAUUGUUGAAUAUACAUUAUCUAAACUAUACAGUAUCAGCUACUGUAUACCUUAACUGAAAUUCAGCAGAAAAAUUUUCAAUACAAAAAUUGGACUCACCCUUAACUCUGCAACUAACUCCAGUUUUCUUCACUCUGCUCCUAUGAUGUCACAUUUGCAGUAGAACACAUGCCAUGUGAUUGUAUCAAUAGAAAUGAAGCUUAUGUAUGUUGGUCAGGAAAACCAGUAACUUUAUAAAGACCUUAAUAUUGUGCCAUGCUUUUAUGUCAUUGGGUAUGUUUUAUGCUUUGAUUUCCUUUCCAACAUAUGCCCUUAUGAACCACAGCAGGACAACUUAUGAUGUUGCACAGAAUCCACUUUAGGUUUGUGUGAUUUUGCCGUGAAGAAUUAGAUCAGUAUCAGGGAAUGUCAGGUUGAGCAUUAAGACUGUAUGCACUGGUUUUAUUGUUUCCUAUGCAGUGAUAUUUGUUGCAUGUGGAGUUUGAAGACACAGUGACACUGUAUAUUUUGAUGAAAUUUAACAAGUCUUUUACUUCGUUUAUGAAGGUUAGACAUCCAGGUAAGCAAUAUUUAAAUACAAUUCAAUCUCUAUUGAAGUCUUUUACUUCAUUUAUUUAUUGUUUUGCUAGAGUGUCUGUCUCUUCCUCUUUUUAUAUUUAUAUUUGAUAUGUUUUCUUUUUUGCUUAUACAUGUACUUCUGACAAAACGUAUGUAUUUGCGCACAUAAUUGUUAUCAUUGAAAUAUCUUAAGAACGUAACCAAGUAUGUGAUUUCUUCCUGUGCACCCAUCUAUACACCUGACUGGUAACAGCAUGACUGGAUGUUAGAUUGUAUUUGAUCUAGAAUUCAAAUUGUGAAAAAAGUUUUCCAGUAGAAGGUAGUUCAUUGUUAUAUAUUUUUUUUCAUUUUAUACAAAAUACAUGUCGUCAACAUGACCAAUCAUGUUUUUGAUUUGUAAGUUUGACUUAAAGUUCUUAAUUCAGUUAGCAUGUCAACAUUAAACCUCCAGCAAAUCAUAUUAACUUGAAAAUAUCAGAACUUUUAUUCAAUUCUUAUGAAUUGUUUUACCUAAUGUUAUAUCUUGAGCAUUAUCCAAAUGAAAUGAAAAUGUAUGUACUUAUAAUAUUGUAUGAUGUCCCAAAGAGCCCUUAGACCAAAGGAUAACUGCUUCCAAGAGAUUUAAGGUAUUUUCUGUGUGUUUGAAUAAAGUUUGAGUUUCAACUU
Molecule: messenger RNA, 1943 nt
Organism: Branchiostoma floridae (Florida lancelet)
Lineage: Eukaryota; Metazoa; Chordata; Leptocardii; Amphioxiformes; Branchiostomatidae
Product: ras-related protein Rab-8B-like
Exons: 7
Coding region: 25-651 (208 amino acids)
Molecular function (GO): GTP binding; GTPase activity
Source: RefSeq, a predicted model, not a curated record